UGGUCCUCUUUGAUGUUCGUGGGGUGGUCUUGUAUAUUUAUACAGUUAUUACAUCUCCACGCGGUGAAAGACUCGCUUUAAGGUAGGUAAACCGCAAUUCUUUCUGAGCAGCAGCAUUGGAUAGAACCACAAUUUGUGGCUGGGAGACCGCUCCAGAAAGAAGGCGUCACGAUCUGCAGACAUUGUAAACAGAGGCUGCGACCCGGAGCGGCAAAGCAGCCCUGACGACAAACACCACCCGCCACUUAUACGGCUGGCUGCUAGCAGCAUACUCCAGACAAAUAACACCAUGCAUCAAGUGCAAGUCUCCCCAACCCCUCCACCCAACCUGCUCCGGCUUCUGGAGCAGCACCUGCCACACUCUCUGCCCCUCCUGCGGCGGCUGCAGUUCACCAGGUUCCCAGGUGGCAUCACGGAACACACCCGGAUCCUAUUCGCUUCUGGUGACGACAGCCAUGGGGGCGGGGCCGGCGCCGCGAUAGACCCGACGGCACCCUUCGCUGCGGCGUAUGUCGACUUCUCUCGCGGCCCGGAGACGGAGGUGUGGAUGUACUCGUCCCUCGAGUCGCGGGGUUCCGAGAUUGCAAGCCCGGAGAUCCGCACCUACUGCACCACCGCCACCACCACCGCGGACGCGGCGACGCCAGAGGCACAGAGGCAGACGGAGGUCGACCUUGCGAUCGCGGUGCUGCGCGAGACCAAGGCCCAGCUGGACGCAUACACUGCUGCCGGGUGGAAGCGGGAACGCGAGGUGGUCCUGCUCGGCACAUUCAGCGAGAAGCUCAGGGAGGCGGUCGUCGCUGCUGCAUCAUCGCCGCCAAUGGCGUUCCCCGACGUUGAACUAUAUGACAAGUGGCUCAUGCGACUCGAGGGACUGCCCGAUAUACCGGACGACAAGGUGCUGGGCUCUGUCAGUGGUCAAGGAAAGGAGAGCGGGGAGACGCUGCACUGGACCCAGGUCCGGAGGGAGGACAUCGCCAUGGUGUUGUCGCGGACUAGCAUCCCACGCAAGGAGCGCACUAUUGUGCUACUCCCAAGCAUCGCACUGGCUAAGGAGGACGGGACGCUGGUGGCGUGGGCUUUCCUCGGUCCCGACUCCUCUUUGACAAGUUUACAUUGCGAGCCCGAGUACCGUGGUAGGGGCUUGGCCAAGGCAGUCGCCGUCAAGAUAUUCAGAGAGCACCUGGGACGGUAUGGCGACGACGGGUAUUGCUUCGCAGAUGUAGCUCCGGAGAACAAGGCAAGCCAAGGUGUGUGCAAAAGCCUGGGAGCGAAGGCAGCAUGGCGGCAUUCAUGGGCAAGGAUGGAUCUCGAUAAAAGUUUUCCGGAUAUGCAAAAGGAACAGAGCGGCAUCUAGUUGCGUAUCGGACGUCCCGACACUAUUUUCUAUUGUGAGCUUACUCGUUGGACUUCCUCGAGAUAAAACUUCAGCAUUUCUGGCUUCACGAACGGCGUCACACCUAGAUAUAAACGAGAUUAGAACUGGGGAAAGACAAUAGAAGAAUUCAGGGACCAGUAGCAUCU
Messenger RNA from Microdochium trichocladiopsis, 1524 nucleotides. RefSeq lists its product as uncharacterized. NCBI's taxonomy places the organism in Eukaryota, Fungi, Ascomycota, Sordariomycetes, Xylariales, Microdochiaceae. The coding region runs from base 290 to 1357 and encodes 355 amino acids. The record is from RefSeq and is a predicted model, not a curated record. Gene Ontology annotation, molecular function: acyltransferase activity, transferring groups other than amino-acyl groups. The transcript is spliced from 5 exons.